AUAAAUAUUUCUGUUGUUCAGAUUUGUUUAAAAUGUGAUGAUUACUUCUGUUUUAUAACUUUAUGACAUCAUAAUGCACGGAAAGAAAGAUUACGUUUCGCUACAACUGGAUAACGAGAGCACCUCAUCUACAUUUUCCCCAAUAUCGUCAAUUAGAAGGAGAUGGAAAAGGAGUACAAGCUACCAGAAGAAAUUGUUAUUUCUAUUUUUAUUGCUCGCGAUGGCAGUUUUUCUUAUCCAACACUCGAGGGGGGGAGAGAGCAAGGAGCAACACGUCGCUGCAAAAGUAGUCAAGCGUAAACCUGUCAAGUUUGAAAAAGUUGAACAACCAGUUUAUGAUGAAGCUGAUGCAGCGGUUGCCCAUCAUGCAUUGGAUAGACUGGAUGACGAGAAAAAGAACGUUUUAUCAGAACUAGAGGAUAGGAUCAAAGAAGACAUCAAUAUAUUGCAACGACCAGGAAAACGAAAAAAUCCGAAAUUGAUCGCAAGAUUUGGAAAGAAAGAAGAGAAGAUGCAAAUAGAAGCAGUGAACCUGGGAGAUGGGGGUGGGGGGGAUAAUGGGGAUGUAGCUGUCAAUCAACCAGCACCUGUGGUGAAACCUGAACCUAAACCAAAGAUACCAGCACCAGGUAAAUAUGGGGGCUUCGUGUAUAAGCACCAGGUAUAUAUGGUGGCUUCGUGUAUAAGCACCAGCUGA
This is a messenger RNA of Ciona intestinalis (vase tunicate), 697 nucleotides long. The record is from RefSeq and is a predicted model, not a curated record. Lineage: Eukaryota; Metazoa; Chordata; Ascidiacea; Phlebobranchia; Cionidae.